AGUUAACUAACUCUGCUUUCAGUAUUUGAAAUGCAGGCACAAAUUAGUUCUGUACAGUCACAAUAGUGUUCUCUUUAUUUUUCUAUUUAUUGAUCCGUAUGAGCACUGAACAGUCCAACUGAUCUAAAGUAAACUGAGCUAAAUCCAGAUAUUGUUGUGGGUGGUAGUUAUUACCUCAGAGACUGUGAUUCCAAUAGGAACCCAGAAUUUUUUCCUACCUGCAGGUACAUAGGCUUUGCUUUAUACUGAUAUAUAGGCAUUGCUUCUGCUUAUUGUACAUCAGUCUUUCUCCAGUUCUUCAGUUGGCCUUUAUCUUCACUGGUAUGACUUUGUGUUGACAACAGUCUUCAUCCCCUUUUGUGAGGUAAUUAAUGAAUAUAUUGAACAGCAUAAACCAAUGCAGGUUUUCCCCAGGGAUCUGGAGAUGAUUUUCUGCAGUGUGAAAACCUCUUAGACAGUUUAUGGCUGUUCCUGAGAUACUUAUGCAUGCCAGAGCUUUCCCUUCUUUUGCUUGGUUACUUAGUUUCCUCUAGAUUUAAGUGAGCGACUUGGAAACUCAAAUAGUCUAUCACUUAGUUGCCAUUUAUCCAUGUUGUACUACCCCAUACUCUUAAUAAUUAAUUUUGCAGAGUAGGACUUUAUAGAAUCAUUAAUGGACCUUAAUGGUCUUCUAGUUCCAAUUUCCCUGCCAUGGGAAGGAAGGGACACGUGCUAGACCAGACUGCUCAAAGCGCCAUCUGACUUGGCCUUGAACAUUUCCAGGGACAAAGCAUCAACCACUUCUCUAGGAAAUGUGUUCCAGUGCCUUACUACCCUCUCAGUGAAGAAUUUUGCCCUAAUAUCCAAUGUAAAUCUAACCUCUAUCAGACUGAAGCUAUUAGCCUUUGGUCUAUGACAAAUGCCCUGGCAAAAAGUCCCUCUCCAGCUCUCUUGUGGCCCCUUCAGGUACUGGAAGGCCACAAUGAGGUCACCCUGGAGCCUUCUCUUUUCCAUGCCAUGUUGCCUUAGUGACAGCCAGGCUGAAUCUUUGCCAUCAUAUUAUUUGUGUCCACUAAAUCUAUUCUUAAUAACACUGUUUACUAAUUAGUAAACAGAGAUGUCUGUCUGGAUCUUCCUUGAGGCGUUUUAAAUAUUGACUGUUUUCUUUAGGUACUUUGUCAGCUCCAGAGAAGAGAUUCUGCACUUUGGCUAAAAACAGAGCUGUUUCAUUACUGCUUAAAUGUUCACGGCUACUUCUGCAUAAUCUGAGACCCUUAACAGGUUAAACUACGGAAACCUCUCUAAACUGUUGGACAGUGAAGUCAUACAAAAAGUUUUACUUUGCUUCAUCAGAUAUUCCUUUAUAUCUGAUCAUUUUUUGACCUUUUGAAUUACUUUUACCAGUCUUUAAGAAAAGUAUUGAUAGUUCUGUUGUUUCUUUCUGUUUCAGCUGAGCGGCUGGGGAACAAUAUAUUCUUAUGUCUGAUUUCUCAGAGUGCAAAAUUAUCUUAAUUUUUCUCCUGGACACACGCAGCUUUUUGUAAGGAACUUCCUUCCAUCCUCUCUCUCCAGUUCAGAUAGUUCCAGUUCAGGGAUUUGAGAGAUUAUGGCAUCUGAAGCUCACAAUGUUAAAAAACAGAAAGUAUUGCAUAUUGAAGGUCGUCCCAUUGAUCUCCCCAGAAAAAGAAUCUCUUCUUCCACUAAAAAGAUCAUGAAGGAGGGUAAGAAAUCUCCAAAACAGCUGGCUUCAUACACAAACAGAGUAACGGUUGGAAAAACAGUGACCAGUCCCCUCUCUCUUUUCAAAGUGGUAUAUUGUAAAAGGAAAGUUCAUUGUUAUACUCCAAAGCCUUGUUACAGAAAUAAACUGUGCCCUAAGUCUAGGGGCCGUGACAUGGCAAAUAAGGAAAAUGAACUGGCUUGUGCAGGGAACCUGCCAGCAAAACUUCACAACAGUCGUACACACUUGAUGAAUUCCAGUGACUCUGGCUCAUCUCAAACAGAAGGCCCCUCAUCCAAAUACAGCGCAUUUUUUUCAGAGGUUUCUCAGGACCAUGAAACUAUGGCUCAAGUUCUUUUCAGCAGGAAUCUGAGACUGAAUGUAGCUUUAACCUUUUGGAGAAGGAGAAGUAUAAGUGAACUGGUAGCCUACUUAGUGAGGAUACAGGAUCUUGGAGUAGUAGUAGACUGCCUUCCUGUGCUUACAAACAGUUUACAGGAAGAAAAACCCUAUGUUUCAGUUGGCUGCUGUGUAGAUCUUUUGCCUUUAGUGAAAUCUCUGCUUAAAAGCAAAUAUGAAGAAUACGUGAUAGUUGGUUUAAACUGGCUUCAGGCUGUCAUUAAAAGAUGGUGGUCAGAACUAUCUGGACAUACAGAAAAGGCAGAAGAUGGAAAUAUUCAUAUUUUAAAACAACAGCUAAAUGUUUUGUGGGAACAGGAGAAUCAUCUUACUCUGGUUCCAGGAUAUACUGGUAAUAUAGCUAAGGAUGUAAAUGCUUAUUUAUUGCAGCUACACUGACAUGAUGAUGAAACUGUGCUUAUGUGGUGAAAAAUUCCCUAAAGUAUUCCUGAAAUAUGUGCUGAAAGCCUUUUGAGAAAUACUGGCAGAAGAGAACUGAACUGUCGAGCUGUUUAAUGAAACCACUAACAAAACUCUAACAAUCUACUUCACAUUGAAGUGGAAAAAUAUCUAGUAGGAGCAACUUUUGCUUCAGUGAGGUGAAAGUGCACUAUGGAAACUGUAUGCCUUUGCUGCAUUUGGGAUUCGCUCAGUUACUAGGUAUUCCUCUAAAUGCUACUGUAUUUUACGACAUCAUCACAUUCAAGAAGAUGAACUAUACUGUCAUGAAGACAAGACAGCAGAACCAGUUAUAAGGAACCAACAAAAACAAUCAGCAUUACGAGCUUUUAAAUGUCCCUUUCACAAGAGAACUCCAAAAUGCACAACUAUCUUCCAAUUACAUUAAAAAAUACAAAAAAACUUUGGGGUAUUCAAUUACUUCUAUGUUUUAAUCAAAUUAUUAAAGACAGUUUUUGUUUGCACUAUUGAGAAACUAUACAGCAAAGAUGCCUUAAUUACUAGUGUUUCAAAAAGCCAAUGUGUUAAGAUGCAAAUAGGUAUUAUGUUCAGAUUGUGAUGGAAAACUACAAAAAUCAGGGUUUCACAUUGUGUAGUUAAUGAAACAUUGCACAUAUACAAAGAUUCAUGUAUGAAAAAUAUUAUAAAUUCCUGAAGUUAAGCUUGUAUAAACAGUUAUUGCAAAUGUCAGCAGAAUGGUGAAUUUAUGUCUAACAAAUGUUUUUAUAAUGUAUGUGGAUUUCUAACACAGUAAUCUUGUUCUGUAUCAUUCAAACUACAUGCAAAUAAGUAAAUAUAUUAAAUGUAUCUACUGUUUUUUCUUUUCAAGUUCAAAAAAACCCAAAUUUCUAGAAUAAUCUCUUCCACAAUUGUUUUUAUCAUAGAUAUUUAUGUCUCUUGUUUAAAAUGUUUACAGCCAGGUGAGGCCAUGUUAUUCAAAUCACACUCUUUUUAUGCUACCUCCUUUAAGAAACUGACAAAGAGCUUUUGCAAAAUUGAUCAAGUUUUAACCUGAUCAAUAAUGGCAAAUUUGUACCAACAGCAGCAUUGAGAAUACAGCUAUAAACUUUUACUGUCAUAUUGAUAUGCUGUUAUAUUUUAAGAGCUAUAUCUUAAUAGCUAUGAGAGAGUCUUAAUUUUAGGCUUGCUGUUGCCUUUUUAAAUUUUGUGAUUAGGAAGCAUGUUUUUUCAAUGAAAACUUAUGAAGUGCCAGGUCUUCACUUAAAAGUUAUACAUGCACAGCAUGUAUGACCAAAUAGACUACUUCCUUAAAAAUAAGCACUUGCAAGGGUUGUUUUCAUACCUAGCAUUAAGCAUGUGCACUUUUAUUGACAUGCCGGAGAAGUCUUUUGAUAGCCACAAGUGGUUUUCGCUUUACAGAUUAAAUAGAUGAAUUCUAAACUCCUGUAGUGGUCAAUAACCAGGCCUCCUAUUGCUUAGUUUUGUAUACAGUUUAUGUAUCAUUGUUGCUGACUUCUGAAGGCCAACUAGCAGUCUGUUAUCAGAACUUGGUGCUUUUAGUUAUUUGUUCUGCAAACCACCAAAGGUUUUGCAUUUCCUAGGGCAGUCGGUUACAAAGAGUUUCUGGGGCUUCCCAAAACUGUGAACUUUGGGACAAUUUGGAGACAUGCAUGUAGCCAAUCUUUUUGCUAGAAUUGUGUAUCAUUAGAGAUACUUCAUGCUCAAAAAGUUUUAAGAUAGGACUUUUCAAAUAUUCUUACUAUCAAUUAAAAAUCUAAAGGAACUAUAGUAUGAUGACAUUGUAUUAUUUUACUGUUCUGUUGAACACUUAAAUGUAAAAGUAAUGAAGUCUAGUAUCAUCAUUUUGAUGGCAAUUGCUGAAACUCUUAGGUUAUUCCUUAAGGAGAAUGUCCUUUAUGGAAACUCAGAUCUUAUUUCUUUUUCUUUUUGCAAUGGACGAAAUAAAGUAACUUGUUGCCCUUUAUUUCUGAUAAUAUAAGGAAGCAUAGUUGUAAUUGAUUAAAGGGAUACUCUGGUAUUUAAAAAUCUAGCUUGAAUGUAGUUUUAGAUACGUGGGCUUAUAAUGAAUUCUGUAUGUGGCCAUAGAGUUCCCAAAUCCUAACUGUGGACAGUGCUUUUGUUUUAGAGGCAAGGAAAGACUGACUUGAGAAUCAUUACUGAGGAAUAUUUAAUAAAGUAAUGCAUUCUUUUUAACUGCCAAAAGUUGUAUUUUGACAGCAUCAAUAAUACAGUAUUAAACAUUGUCAUUAGUAUCUGUGCCUUAUUUUAAAUGAAUUUUUUACUGUUUUUAGGCAGCUACUAGACUGUAAGAACAGGAUUCAGGUGUCUGUAUUAUGAAAUUAUUUUUUCCAUCACGUUCUUAAUUAAUUUAAACUAAUAUUCAGGCUCAGCUUCUUGUAUUCUCUUUAGUUCUCAAAUAGCUAGGAAUCAGUUUUACUGUUACAGAAUGUACAUGUAUAAUAUCUGAUCAAAGUUGACAUGACUUAAAUGUCUUAACAGCUGUGUAACUCCACUAAAUUAAUAUCGUUCUCUCAGUGAAUCUAAGAAUUAACUUUAUGACCUAUCCCAUGCAAAAAUGCUAAUAUUUGUGACACUUUCUAAAAAUGCUGGUUUUAGGAUGAGGCAGAAGAUCCAAGCAGAAUUAAUCCUUUAUCUGUAUGUUCUUGUGAUGCAGAAGCACACAUGUACUUGAGGAUGAAGGAUGUCUCUACAAAGCUGUUCUUCGUGUUAUACCACUUGACAUGAAACUGAUGUCUUUGAAAAGCAGUGUGUCUUUUGCCUCAGUAGUGUUCCCCGAAAGUACUUGAGGCUCUUUUGCUGAAGGAGUACUUUUAAGUGUAACCAGGAUUUGCCCAUCCCCUAAACUGAAAUUAGAGAAUCCUUCUGGCAAACUGUCUCUUUCUGCAGGGCCGGGGGAAAAAAAAAAAGUCCAGUAUAUUAUAAAUGUAAAUGGCCAGGUUGAGGUAUUGCUGAUAACUUGCUGAAGAGUGGAGGUGGAAAAAGCUAUGCCAUUAAUUAGCUGGGCAUGAAGAAGUUAGCAUGUCUUAAUGAUUGUAUGGCUCUGUUUUGAAGGCUAUGCCUGUUUCUCAGGAAAGAGUCCUUUACUCUUAUAUCACACAGAUACUGCAGUUCCACACUACUUAAUAGUGCUUUCAGAUUGUUGCUGAUACUAAUAAAAAAUAGCAUCAACCCUCCAAAAGCUUACUCUCUGCAGUGAGAUAUAAAUAAAAUGUUUUUUCCCUCCUGUAGGUUGCUUUAUUGGUGGCUGCAGUUUUAACACUUGACGUGCAGGAGGGAUGGGAGAAUAGGAAAGGACAAAGUACGCAUGCCCUAUGCUGAGUGCCAGCCCCACUGCAUUAUAAAGCAGGCUCUGUUUUCAUUUUCUGGCAUCUGAAGUAGGCAAGCUUGGAGUUAAAUGUCUAUGCAUUUUGAAUUAAAGAGAUAAAGAUUUUGAAGAUGGAUGCUACAGUGUCAAUUUGUGACUUUUUUGUGUUUGUUUGGGUUUUUUUGUUUUUUUUUUUUCUUGGAAGAGUGGAUGUUCUUGUGUGUGGAAACUUGAAAAUAUCUUAUGUGAAGCUUACAUUUUAGACUAGCAAGUGGUUGCUUUUGCCAGUUCAUCUUGCCAGAUCUUCCAGUUCUACGAAAGACUGAAUGUCUGUCUUGGUGUGGAGAUUUGCAGCUAUUUUUUGUGCCUGGUUUUCUGGUGCAAAGUGAAACUGGUGGCUCAUAGUCAGCUAUUUCAGCAUACAAAACCAUGCAAAUUAUGGUACUGGGAUGAAGUUAUUCCAGCUUUGCACAAUGCAAAUGCUAAAGUUUAUGAAAGCAGUUGAUUCCUUUGAGAGGAACUUUAUAUUGAACUGAUGUUGCAUUAGUGAAGGGGAAAAAAUGAAGCCGUUUUUAAUAGCCUUGGUAAAAGCCAGACAGUGUAGUCUAAUUUUUGCCUUCAGUCUACCAUCCUACACACAGUAAUCAUUGUAGGCUGCAGAUAAAGAUUCACAAAGAGAAUAGAUUGAGCAUGCUUGUGUUAUUAGUGCUUAUGUUAUCCUUCUUUAAACAACUCACAUUUAUUCCAGGAGUUAAAUAGCUUGUUUUAUGUCUCAGAAUGAGAUUAAAUGCAACUGUUUUUCUCCCCCUUUCCACAUAUAUUCUUUAGCACUUACUGAUGUUAUUUAUUGCUCAUCUACUUUAAAUAUACUAAGAGUGUGUCUUGUUAGAAGUGAGGAGGGGAAGAUGAGAAUUCUAGACAAAACACGGGGCUAGCUCUUUUAACAUGAUUCAAUUUGAAGCAACUGUGAAAAAUUUCCAUCUUUGAAACUUUUCACACAAAUUCUGUUAAUACCUAUGAAUUGAAGUGUGCACUCACAGCACUAAGUUUGAUUUUGAACUUGGUUGGAAAAAAAUAAAGUGCUUUCAUUCUAAAUAACUGUAGCUGCAGUAUUGUUUCUGUUCUUGUUUUUUGCAUUGAGUACUAAGCUGGACUUGGAUACUAACCUGCCAUAAGGGAGGCAGGGUUGUAGCACUAUCCCUUAAAGGGAUAAAAUGGAAAUAUCCACAGACUUCAACUAUUGCAGACCUAGAAUAUUUUUGUUUCUGUACUGAUGGGAGUUAUGUAGUAUAUCUCUAUGUAGCUUUUUCUGUAUCUCUUUUGGCUGCUGAUUAUUGCUGUAAAAUGAGAUCUGCUACUUUCAGAUUGAAUGUGUUCCAUAGUGGUUGUGAUUCAUACGGAUCACUGCUUCAAUUCAAGCAGUCGUUACUCUGAGUGCUGUAGUGUAGAUGAGCAACUGAGUGUUGGAGUCUCAAACAUCUGUUCUUUGCUGUAACAAAACACAAGGACAUCACAUUUAUCUUUCCCACCUUUUUAUUCUUCCCUUAUUCUUUCAUUUAAGUGCUUAGAACCAUUUGAAUCCCCAUUGGAAAGUGAUAGAUGCCAAAAUGUGAUAAAAUGCUUUUACCAAUAUGCUUCUGACUUCUUUUAAUACAGUUCUGUGAAUAACAGUUUUCUGUGGAUUUGGGAAGGAGACUGUUUCUGUAUGUAUAGGCUUGAAAUAAACAGAACUAGUGGACUUGA
This is a messenger RNA of Catharus ustulatus (Swainson's thrush), 7607 nucleotides long. It is a transcript of the gene KATNBL1, whose product is annotated as katanin regulatory subunit B1 like 1. Bases 1586 to 2497 code for a protein of 303 amino acids. Gene Ontology annotation, cellular component: nucleolus. The record is from RefSeq and is a predicted model, not a curated record. The transcript has 10 exons. NCBI's taxonomy places the organism in Eukaryota, Metazoa, Chordata, Aves, Passeriformes, Turdidae. Gene Ontology annotation, molecular function: microtubule binding.